Messenger RNA from Gracilinanus agilis (Agile Gracile Mouse Opossum), 866 nucleotides. RefSeq names its product DnaJ heat shock protein family (Hsp40) member C27 (gene DNAJC27). The coding region runs from base 1 to 822 and encodes 273 amino acids. The record is from RefSeq and is a predicted model, not a curated record. NCBI's taxonomy places the organism in Eukaryota, Metazoa, Chordata, Mammalia, Didelphimorphia, Didelphidae. Gene Ontology annotation, molecular function: GTPase activity; GTP binding. The transcript is spliced from 7 exons.
AUGGAGGCCAGCAUGCCGAAGCGGAAGGAGCCGGGCAAGUCCCUGCGCAUCAAAGUCAUCUCCAUGGGCAACGCAGAAGUGGGGAAAAGCUGUAUUAUAAAACGCUAUUGUGAGAAGAGAUUUGUGGCCAAAUAUCUAGCAACAAUAGGAAUUGACUAUGGAGUCACAAAAGUAUACAUCAAAGACAGAGAAAUCAAAGUUAACAUCUUUGAUAUGGCUGGACAUCCAUUCUUCUAUGAGGUUCGAAAUGAGUUUUACAAGGACACACAGGGUGUCAUCCUAGUUUAUGAUGUUAGCCAGAAGGACUCUUUUGAGGCUCUUGAUGGCUGGCUGGCAGAAAUGAAGCAAGAGCUUGGACCUCAUGGAAGCAUGGAAAAUAUUAUAUUUACAGUCUGUGCCAAUAAGAUUGAUUGUAGCAAGCAUCGCUGCAUAGAUGAAAGUGAAGGACGCCUUUGGGCUGAAAGCAGAGGAUUCCUUUAUUUUGAGACUUCAGCACAAACUGGUGAAGGUAUCAAUGAAAUGUUCCAGAUGUUUUAUUCUGCCAUAGUUGAUUUUUGUGAAAAUGGUGGGAAACGUCCUUUAACAAACAUCAGCAUAAGUUUCACCAAAGAACAAGCUGAUAACAUUCGCAGGAUUCGAAACAGCAAAGACAGCUGGGAUAUGUUGGGAGUCAAACCUGGAGCCACAAGGGAUGAGAUAAACAAAGCAUAUCGGAAACUUGCUGUACUACUUCACCCUGACAAGUGUAUGGCUCCAGGCAGUGAAGAUGCCUUCAAGGCAGUUGUGAACGCCCGGACAGCCCUCUUGAAAAACAUCAAAUAACCCAAAAUGCAGCCGGAAAUAGACAAGUACUUGGUUCCAUUAGA